AAUGAAGCUAGAGGAUUCUUGUGCCCAGCGCAACUUGGUUUUAAACCUUUUACAUCGAGAAAUAGGGACCCAAUAUCGAAAAUAUGGAUCGAUUCGAAACACAUAUCGUCAUCCAUAUCAGCUUAUUGCCGCAGUGCUGCCUGAUUUAUCUGCCGGUCAUUCCAUGGAUCGAUACGAUCCAACAGCGAGCCCAUCGUUCUCGACGUACGCGAAAUGCCUCGGAUUCUCGCCAGACGGGAAAUAUAUGGCAUUUCACAGUCAUGCUCGUAGUGCGAUUUCUGUGCUCAGAUAUAGUGGAUUGGAGAAUUUUGUGAAGGAUAAUGUUGAUCUGAGGACAUUCUUCAAGAAAAUCGAUACAUUUCAAUUGAAAAGAUUCGUUAGAACGCUAAAUUGCCGCCUGAACCGGGUGCUCGGAAGCUGGUGGACUGAUGAUUCGUCGAUUCUUAUUGUUCAAUUAUCACUUAAUAAGAUUUAUGAUGAAGAUUCGGAUCAGAAUGAGUCUGAUGAAGAACAACUACCCCAAGCCUACGAUAUUGUGAACCACGAUGCGGAUUUUUUCGCAAAUGAGCUCCCGAGUACCCCAUCAGAACGAGAAGCUUCACCACCAUCAAGCUCCCAAUUCUCGAAUUCAGCGGCUCCAAAUCUCCCAGAAACAAAGCAACCACCAACAACUACAGACCAAUAUUCAGAGACAAGUAGAACAAUUCCAUUUUAUCUGGCAAUGGAGUCAGCGGCAACGAUAUCAUUAGAUGGGGAACGAGUUGCCGGGGAAACAAGUAGAACAAUGCCUGUAUAUCAUUCAUUAACUGCAUCAAUUAUUGAUGGAGAACGAGAUGGCUGGGAAGUUGAUCCAUCAAUUCCAUCUACUUCGAAUUGGUGUCCACCCCGUGAAGAGGAAGAACCGAGGGAAAAACGGCAGAAAAUUGGGGAAGAUUCAUCUUUUUCGGAUUUCGAUUCGCUAUUUGAUCAACUAACCGAGAACUUGUCACACAACAAAUCCCAAGAAAAUCGUUCACCAGCAAUGCGUUCACUUAUUGAAAAUCUACGAAAUAAUCCAAGAAUCUCCAGUCGGCAAGGAUCACCAAUUACAAAUGCCAGUGGUCUUGGAUAUUCUGCGCCUGGAUCGAUUUUACGAAGAUCUAGAGCUUCAGCAAUUCCAGUUCUACCAAAUUUUCAUGAUGAUUCUGCUGAUGAGGAAGAAGAGGAAAAUAGUGAAAGAUCGGAUACUGUUAUGGGUUUUUUGGCUUUUGAUGUCAAGACAUCUACCACAACUCCACUAAUCCUGCGUAAUCUGAAUAAUAAUUUUAAAUGUCAUAUGAGAAAUCGUCGAUUAACCGUAUGCUGCAAUGAAAAUCUAAUCGAAACGUAUCAAUUAACAAAAAGCAAUGGAAAAAAUGAAUGGGAAAAGAUUGGACAAACCCGACUUCCAAAUCUCAAUUCAUUUCCAAUUGAUCUACACUAUAGAUGUGGAACUGCAGUUGGAAUGUCUUCUAGAAUGGAGGAAGUUGAACAGGGCCAAAUUUUCACCGAUGUAUUCAAUUUUCAUCGAUUUCAUAGCCCAAUUCAACAGGAUAUUCUCACUAUUCUUCACAGAGAUGCACCUGAACAUGCUUCCAGGCUUUUUGGAAAAUCUCCGAAACUCACCCAAUGUCACAUGAUUUCUGAUGAUCUUCUCGCGGUUACCAUGACUUUUCACAAACGCCGAUCAAGCCCUCUUCACAUUGGAGCCACCAUCUCAAUUUUGGACUCAUCGAUUACCGUAUACCCGAAUUACCACGAAUACCUGAAGCUUCUCUUCACUCAUCACCUUCCUGACCUAUUGCCACGUCACUGGACGUACCUGAAUCCGACACCAGCACACGAGCAGCCAUGGUUCAAAAAUAGUUUGAUAAAUGUCUCAAAUCCGGAUGAAUUGAACAAUUUCGAUCGACUAUUUGAAGUAUAUCAUAUUUUGAUUUCCAAUUUUAAUAAUGUGAAAAGCACAUCAAAUCCGUUGACAGAUGCAUUUUUUAAUGCUGCAGAAGCAGAGGAUUUUAUGAAUAUGGGAAAAUCCACGAAUCACUAUCCCCGGGAUACCUCGGCGUGGAAUCAUUUUCAUGAGAAUGAAGAAUUCGGUGCAACACUGUACUAUCAUCCAAUUGAUCCAGUUUUAUUUCUUAAAGUUGGAUCAUUUUGGUUGGUUGCUCAUCGUCAGGCAGAUGUAUCAGACGAUUUUAUUGUUUCGAAAAAUUUAGAACAUUGAACAUUUUUUGCUUGUAAAUAGUGUAAUAACAAUAAAAAUUUAUUUUUUUAACGGAAUUUUUGAGGUUAAAAAAAUAAAAAUCU
This is a messenger RNA of Caenorhabditis elegans, 2325 nucleotides long. RefSeq names its product SUPpressor of Rpm-1 (gene supr-1). The record is from RefSeq and is marked reviewed. Bases 2 to 2242 code for a protein of 746 amino acids. Lineage: Eukaryota; Metazoa; Nematoda; Chromadorea; Rhabditida; Rhabditidae. The transcript is spliced from 14 exons.